Molecule: messenger RNA, 4572 nt
Organism: Hyaloperonospora brassicae
Lineage: Eukaryota; Oomycota; Peronosporomycetes; Peronosporales; Peronosporaceae
Source: the annotation of a GenBank genome assembly
AUGCGUCGCCGGUACGGCCGUCGACGCGCCGCAAAGGCAAAGGCCGCCGCCGCUGCCGAAAAGGCCUCAGCAACUGGCGCGUCUGCUGGUGCUCCCGAUCCUGCAGACGUCACAGCGGCGACGUACGCCUCGGGCGCUGCCAAGAAGCGGCAGCCAACAGUGCAUGCAGCUGCCCAGAUCAAGCUGCACGUCCAUGGCCACGAGUUCCAGGGCGGCGACGAGAUUGUGCUGAAUCCAGACAGCUUCCCCCAGCUCCGGGAGAUGGUGUGGAAGGACUACGUGGUCGAGGUCUUCCACCCGGCGUACACAGGCGGAUCGCAGGUCGUGGCCACGGACGGAGCAGCAGCUGCUGCCCUGGCCGAAGGCUCGCCGCAGCACCACCUGCUGCUGGACAUCCCCGAGAGCAGUGCCGCGCCGGUCAAGGGCAAGAUGCAAGUGAGUGUGCUCAAGGACACGGCCACGUUCUUCCAGCUGGCCCCGUUCAAAGACGUGACGGUGCGCUUUCUGCCAAAGACGCAGGUUGAGGUGGAUUUUGUCGAACUCGCGCUCAAAGACCAGUUCAUGUCGAGACGAGACCUCAUGUACUUACAGCAGUCGAUGGUGGGCUUGGCCUUGUACGUUGGAAAGACGAUUCGGGUGCAGGGCACGAGGUGGCAGGUGCUGGAUGUGCGUGUAGGCGGCGACAAGGUACAGAGCGGCGUGAUUUCGGACAAGACUAAAUUUACCUUUCGCUCGCAGACGUCGCGCGUGAUGUGGCUCGUGCAGGUUAGCCCCGAGAUGUGGGACAUGGCAAACUCGGGCAUGUUGUACUUGGAGAUCUUCUUUGCCGUCGUUCGAAACGUGCUGAGCAAGUGGGUGAAGCACAAAGUCUCGCACAGCCUUACAAUUCUUUUUUAUUCGCGAUGUUUCUACCCGGAAAUGGACCACGAUCACGAGUUAUCGUCGAUGGAUGGUCAUUAUCGAAGCUCGAUGCCGAAGCGAAGACAACCUUGGGAAGAGGUCGAUGAGAAAGAGUCGUCGUUUUUGUACGACGAGCGCGAGCGCUUGUCGAUUGGUGCCGAUGAGAAUGGCAAGCAUUACCAGGAUUUCUACAAACUGGUCACGUUUGACAGCAUACUCACAGACGUGCAGCCGCUGCUCAUGGAUCUCAAGAAAGAAAUGAAUGCGUUCCCGCGCGAAUGUGGCUGGCGGUCACCAGGAUAUUGCUACAUCUCGCCGUUCUCUCCUGCAAAGUCAGUCCGAAACGAAGUGCGUCCGCGACCGGGAGUUCCGUCGAAUGCGCGCGACGGAAACCUGCUGGAAGCUGUCAACCUCGUGCUCAAUCUAUUCGAGAAGCACCAUAUUGACCGUGACCUGGCCCGCAGCGGUCAAAGCGUUGUGCUCAUCACGGCAGGCAACGGCAUUUUCUCCGUCAAUAAGCGGCUUUCUGAAAUCACGGAGCAGCGCAUGAUGGACCACGGUAUCGGCAUUGACCUCAUCUCGCUGGCAUCACGCCCUUUGCACAAGUGCCCGCUGUUUCUUUUCAAAGAGUCCGAUUUAUCUGAAAUGAAGCUUCCUGGCCGGAAAGACGGCAACCCUGCGACAGAGGUCUGUUUGUGCAGCAACAACCCCCACGGAGUCAAAAACGGGUAUCAGCGACGCUCACGCUCAGAUUCGACCGAAGUCGCUGCCGAUACAGGAGUGCUUGAUCCGGCCGUGUCGUCCAUGCGAACGGGCCAGUUGUGCAAGUACUGUUUGCAACGGGUGGAAAACCGCAAGAACUAUAUCGUUCCGCUUUGGAUCCCGCUUUGGUUUGUGCAAGAACACAUGCUCGUUCCUCACGAGUGCCCACUGGACGAAGACAUUACUCGGUUUUGCGAUAUCUGCGCCCCACAGAGUUCAAAGACCAAAACGUUCGAGCCGCUACCGAUGUGCCGGAUGUUCGGUAAAAACGGUCUCACGGAUGCUGAAUGCUUAUCACUUCCGAAGCCGCUGGAGUGUAUGCUAGCAGGCUUUCCAGCAACCGAGCCAUCGAUGGGUAACGAUGAGCGCAGUGACACCACCAUCGGCUUUGUACCGUCCGCUAGUGGGUCUACGUACGACAACGUCACUCCUGCCGGUCUUACAAGUGACCUCGUUCGCGCCCGGGCGUCUUCCAUUGCACGCUCUGACGACUGUGUCUCGUACGAUGGCGAAGUCCGUACCAAAGUUCGCAGCUUUUCGAUGACCGAACAAAAGAAGCUGCUCCAUGAAUACGACAGGUAUGAUGACGAAGUCUUUGAAUUCGCAUCAGCACCAAAACUGGUACCAAAGUCAUCCGAUAGCGACACCAGUGUCCGUAUCGCCACACCACCUCCGCUCCGCCCGGGAAUUCCGUUUUUUACCUCAACAAUCAAGAAACGGACGGGUAUCGUUGGAGUUCUGUCCUACUCAGCUGGUACUGGGAACGAAAACGGGGGCACCAGUAGCGGCGGAACACGCUGGCGUCACUACGAACAGCGAUCGCCUUCUCCGCCGAAUGUCGACAUGGCUGCUGAGUACAGAGGAAGUUUAGAGGCUAUGGCGGGGUCGUUAGACGACGACAAGGACAGACAUCGCAUGACUUCGAGCUCGUUCCCAAACACGUUGCAGCUCGGCGACGGAAGUGGCCGAAGUCAAACUCCGUUCGUGACGAGUCCCGUUCUCCGCCCUGCUGAAUAUGCCGUCAACGAAGAUAUCUUCCACUCUCAGGCCUAUAUGUUGAAGCAGCUCACGAGCAACCAGCGCCGAUGGAGCCAAGUGCGGCCAUACGAAGAUCAGCAGUACAAGAUUGCGCAGAAUGUGCUGAAAUGGAGGAGCCUGUGCUUUCCUGCGCUUUUGCCACUCGCGAGUGAUUUCAUGCCGGCCCCGAAAGAGUUGCAAGCGCACUACACCGAGUCAUUCUACAGCGUCAUGCUUCCAGAACGUGACGAGCAAAACGGUGUGAUGUUCCGCGAUUACCGUGAGCUGGUGUUGGAGAUGGUGGCACAGCGACUUUCCCAAGAUUUUCAACUUGUCUCCGUAGAAGUGUCGAAUGAAGCUGGUGGGAAAACUGGCACUGUGUUCCGACUCAGCAUGGGCCACCGAAUCCAUGAAAUCGUGUACAAUGAAGAAACGCAGACAAUUGAUGUGAAGCGCUACCUCCAGAAGGUGACGACACGCUCGGAUGUGGACAUCAUGGAGUAUCGCUACUCGCUCUGGUCGCCUAUUGUGAAUCGAUUUGUUGCAGUUGGCCAAGAGUUCCGCAAGUAUCUGCAGGUAGAAUACCAGUGGAACCACCUUGACCAACUAAUCUGCGGCUACAUUGACGUCAUGAGUGAAGGGAUCCGCUACAAGCGCAGUCUUUAUUGCCUCUUUCCACCUCGGUUACAAGGCUCCGAUAUCAGCGAUCAAGACAAUUUGCGGAAUUACACACAAGGAUGUCGGAAGUUCCUCGAGUUUCUGCGAGGCAAGGCAGGUGCUAGUACAGGUUUUCCAAGCGUGCAGUUUUCGACUGACUGGAAACACGAUAUCGCAGCGAGCGGUACUGAAGCGUUCAAGCGCGUUGGGCAGCGAAGUGUCAAGAUGCUGCUGCAUACCAACGAUGCGUUAACCAGUCAAAACUGGGUGAUUGCCAAGAUUGACACGGAGGUGUUUCCGACACAGUGUUUCCAUGUGGAGAUCCAGUGGCUUGUGUGUCGCAGCUCUCUCGUCGAUGAUCUAAUCACUGGAUUGAGUCGCCGUGCGAAGCAGCUCGGUCUGGAAAUGCACAGGGUGACUGAAAACGGCAUCUCGAGCAAUCUCGACCUGCAUCCGCUGAACUGCCCCAUCUUCUUGAGAAUUGACGGUCCACUCGAGCAGCAAGAGGUGGAGAAGGCACUGGUGGAGCGAUUUGAUUUCUGUGCGGAGGCGCUGCACCCGAUCCCGUUCACACAUCUGAAUCAUAACGCAGAGUACGCGGUCGUGGCGCAGGAGCCCUGUCAACCGCGCGCGCGUCGGAUGACUUCGUAUUACCGGCAGUAUGUACACCGGUCGCUAUCGUGCUUUGCGCGUAUGACGCAGACCGGACUGGUGUGGAUUUCGAACCAGAAGGUGCACGACGACGAGAUCCAGCCGAUCUUUGAUCAGCUGCGGCAGUAUAUUGAGUCACUGCAGGUGGUGCGCUCGGCGUUGGUGAGUCUGUCGGACGACGCGUCCAAGACUGAAGAAGCAGGAGCAGCAGCAACAGCAUUGUCAAUGGAGAUUGAAGAAGCUGUGCCAUCGAAGCAAAGAGCGCCGAAACUCGGCGCAAGUAGCCUUUGCGAAGAAAGCGUCACGAAACAGUCGGAGAGCACAGCUAGCAAAGCGGAGAACGAAAGCAGUCGAGCGGCGGCCAACGUCGUGGUGCAUCAUGCCGUCCUGGAUACGAAAGAAGACCAUUCGACCACUGCUGGCGAGACUGCUGGCUCCAGUGCCCCAUUUGCGAUCGAACCGCAGGCAGAUGAGGAUCCUGCGGAAUGUGGCGCAAUGCCAUCUGUGGAGAAAAAGACGGCCGCGAGACGAUACGCUUCGAGUGGAGAGUACGCGUCCCCGACCUCGUGCGGCUCGGCGGCGUGA